Messenger RNA from Dichotomopilus funicola, 795 nucleotides. RefSeq lists its product as uncharacterized. The coding region runs from base 1 to 795 and encodes 264 amino acids. NCBI's taxonomy places the organism in Eukaryota, Fungi, Ascomycota, Sordariomycetes, Sordariales, Chaetomiaceae. The transcript has a single exon. The record is from RefSeq and is a predicted model, not a curated record.
AUGGCCAUACCCACCAUCAUCCCCAUUCAACACCAUCUCCUCACCCUCCCCCGCGAACUCCGCGAUCUCAUCUACACCCACGUCCUCGUCAUCGUCCGCCAACACAUCCUCUUCUUCUACCCCUCCCACACGCGCCCCGGCGAGGUCGACCUCUUCGCCCCCUGUCGCCCACGGCCAAACUGGCUCGCGCUGCUGCGCACCAACCGCCAGAUCCACGACGAGACGGCACCCCUGGUGUAUGGCGCGCACCAGUUCAAUUUUAUCGAUUACUCGUUUGACCAGACCAGGCUGGUUAGGACUUUUUUGGAUGGGAUUGGGAAGGGGAAUGCGGGGUGGUUGAGGAGGGUGUGUGUUAGUUUUCCGGCGGAGCCGCCUACGUGGCGGCAUUGGGAAAGGUUGGGGGAAGGAGGGGGAGAAGUAGGAGGGGGAGGGGGGAAGGUGAAAGGGAAGGGGGGUGGGAAAGAGGAUGGGGAGACGUUGUAUGGUGUGAGGCUGCUUCGGGAGAUGUGUGUGAGGCUGAGGACGCUGGAGGUGCAUGUCCAGUCGCAGGUUUUUCUGGAUGGGGAGGAUGGAGAGAAUGGGGAGGAGCCGUCUGCGGAGGGCGAGGCGGCUGCGAUUACACGACCUAUUUUCAUCGAGGUGUUGCCGCGGAUUGCGGAGGAGCUUCAGGGGAUUCCGUCGUUGAAGGAGGUGUUGAUUGUUCCGUGUCACGCGAACUUGGACGAUGACGUGGUACGGGCAAUGGAGGGGUUUGGGUGGUCGAUUCAGCCUAGGGGAAGGGAGACGGGGGACUAG